Messenger RNA from Solanum lycopersicum (tomato), 1911 nucleotides. RefSeq names its product E3 ubiquitin-protein ligase PUB24-like. Gene Ontology annotation, biological process: protein ubiquitination. Lineage: Eukaryota; Viridiplantae; Streptophyta; Magnoliopsida; Solanales; Solanaceae. Gene Ontology annotation, molecular function: ubiquitin protein ligase activity. The record is from RefSeq and is a predicted model, not a curated record.
AUCUAAAAUGAUGAUUAAAUUCAAGAAAUUUAAAUUAUAAAUCCGACUCUAAAAAGAGGGAAAUUCAAUUUAAAAAUCUACGUCCACUACUGGUUUCUACUCAUGCGUUCUACUUGUCUUUUUAGCCCCACUGGGCCACUAUGACUUGUCUGGAAUAUUGAAAAAAAUAUUACAAAGUCAAAACACAAAAAUAUUUUUAUUUUAUCAAUUUUCACGUGUGUUGACCGACCCCUUAUAAUUCAAUCUUUGACCAAAAAAACAAAAAAAAUCAAAUGAAAAAAAAUAAAAAGUAUAUCAAUAAUUAAGAAAAUGAUUCUUUUCUUGUGCAUCUCCCUUUGCUUUUUCCAUUCAAACUUGAUCUAUAAAUAUUUAGCCACUUUCUUUUACCACCUUUGAUUACAUUCAUUCAAAAAAUAAAAAAUAAAAAAUCUCUGUCCUUUCCCCCCUCUUCUCAUAUUAUAUAUUGUUAGAUUCUUCUUCUUUAUUUUUUUCUAUCAUAUAUAAAAAAUAUGGAAGAAGUAGAAAUACCUAAAUAUUUUUUGUGUCCAAUAUCUCUCCAAAUAAUGAAAGAUCCGGUUACAACAGUUACUGGAAUUACAUACGAUAGGGAAAAUAUUGAAACAUGGUUAUUGAUGGCAGAGGAAAAGACAUCUACGUGUCCGGUGACAAAACAAAUUUUGCCUAGAGACACCGCGUUGUUAACACCAAAUCAUAUGUUAGGGAAAUUUAUACGAUCGUGGACCAUAUGCAAUGCUGAAAAAGGGAUUGAGCAAAUUCCAUCGCCUAAAUAUCCUCUCAAUAAAUCACAUGUCAUCAGGCUAAUUCGUCAGGUGAAAAAUCGCGAUCUUUAUUUAGAAGCUUUAAGGAAAAUGGUGACUAUGAUAAGUGAGAAUGAGGAAAAUAGAAAGUGUUUAGAUGAAGGUGGUGUGAUCAAGGCUAUGGUUUUAUUUAUACUGAGGAGUUUUAAAGAAGGGGAAUUAGUUAUGGGAAUUGAAGAAGCUUUAAGGAUUUUUCAUUUUGUUUGGAGACCAACACAUGAAAACAAACAACUUGUUAAGGAAAAUCAUGAUCUAAUUGAAGCUAUUUUAUGGAUUUUGAAGAGUCGCGAAGUGUGCUACGAUAAUAAUCAAGUUGUAACAUCAAUCAAGACUCAUGCAAUGUUGGUACUGAAAAAUGUGAUCUCAGUUUCAAGUACAAAUGUUUUAUCGAGUCUAACACCUGAAUUUUUCCAACAAAUGUUGAAUAGUUUGAGGAAAAACAAUGUAAAAUACAUUUGUCAACAAGCCACAAAAGCAGCGUUACAUGUGCUAAUAGAUACUUGUCCAGGGGGACGAAACAGGCUGAAAAUGAUCGAAUUAGGGGCUGUUUUCGAGCUAAUUGAGCUCGAAUUAAGCAACAAUGAGAAAAGGGUAAGUGAGUUAGUGUUUUCACUUUUGUCACAUUUGUGUAGUUUAGCUGAUGGAAGAGCAGAGUUACUAAAACAUGCAGCUGGAAUUGCAAUUGUUUCUAAAAAGAUACUUAGGAUUUCACCAGCAACAGAUGAAAGUGCAAUUCAAAUUAUUGGAUUGAUUGCCAAGUUUUCAGCUACAAAAGAAGUGUUGAUGGAAAUGUUAAGAGUUGGGGGAGUGACAAAGUUAUGUAUGGUGAUUCAAGCAAAUUGUGAAGCAAGUUUAAGGAAAAAAGCACUGGAAAUAUUAAGGGCACAUAAUAAUGUUUGGAGCAACUCUCCAUGUGUACAAAUUUAUUUUUUGACAAGAUAUCCUGGUCAAUAGAUCUAUUUUUGUUAUGAUAACUUGUAGAAAUUGUAGCAACAUUUAUAUGCUUUUUAUUCUCUGCAUAACAAUAUGCAAAAUAUACAUUGAAACUUCAUUUUAGUACAAGUUUUAUUAUAUACUACUAUAUUCACAGUCA